Acytostelium subglobosum LB1 is the source of this 885-nucleotide messenger RNA. RefSeq lists its product as hypothetical. The record is from RefSeq and is a predicted model, not a curated record. Lineage: Eukaryota; Evosea; Eumycetozoa; Acytosteliales; Acytosteliaceae. The coding region runs from base 1 to 885 and encodes 294 amino acids. The transcript has a single exon.
AUGAACAGCUCCAGCGCCCCCUUCGAGUCAUCCCAGUCCAUGAUGACUACCAUAUCUUUGACCUACCAACAGGACGCAGCACCCUCGGCUGAUUCCGACGACCCUCAAGAGUUCCUGAACCAUGAAUGUUUACAUUCUUCACCUUGUACAACAAUCAUAGACUACCAACCCCUUGUUGUAAGCCCCAUCCAUCAAUCAUUUGAUCUGGGCUUCCAAGACUCCGUCUGUGAUCCGACUGUGUUUGAGUUGACCAAUGCUGAGACGCCCCAACCUGGCUACUACUAUCAAGGCCCACCUCAGCAAUUGCCCUACCCCAAUGGCUACCAGCCUUUGGAUCAGCAUGUGCAAUUUGACCAACAACAACUACCUCUGCACCAUGCCGAGACCACGGCACAGGACCUCCUCUACAGUCCUCCCUCGGAGCGGUUGAACAACGUGGUGCACGAGACACAAUGCUUUGAUGGCAUGGAGACUCAGGUGCCCCCGUAUACCCACGGUGCACAGGUUAUCCCGUAUGCCCCUCACCCAACACCAGUGUACAAUGUGCAACCGUACACUGGGCUGGUUGUCAUGCAUCCACCCAAAGUUAACGUGGAGUAUAUCGAGCUAAAUGCCAGGUAUCUCUCCAUGGUGCAAAAGGAAGCCGCCCCACACCUCGGGAUGACACAUACCACCUUAAGCAAACGCUUCAAGGAGGCAGCCCCAGGCAGACAAUGGCCGCAACGCAAGGUGCUCGCUAUUCGCAGAGACCUUGAGGUUGCCCGAAUGAAUAUGAUGAGAGCUGGCAAUGUACCGUCCAGGGAAGCCCUGGACCACAUUGAGCAAUUGGAGAUGGAACUACUGAGAUUGCUGGAACCAGUGAUGAUCCGCGCAUCAACACGGUAG